AACGUCCCCCUCUGCUAGAAACGUCUGCCAUGUAACUUGUGUAGCUGAUUGUCUCAUAAGUAGCAUUUUAUUUCACUUUAUUUUCAUUCAUGUUGUGAUUCAGGAUGGCUUUUCUGAAAUCAGCGCUGGCUUACCCCACCAGGGUGCUGCUGACAUUAAAAAGACAGACAAAUAUCAUUUACAUCAAGAGGACUUUCCUUCUCUCCAGGCUGCCUGUCUUCAAACUUGCACACGGAAGGUUCAUUAAUCUCCAGCGACAGUCCAGCUCCACAGUAGCAGAAGCAGAGAAAGGAGAAGACUCCUUCCUCAAAUGGUUCCUGUUGCUCAUCCCUGCCACCACCUUUGGCCUUGGUACAUGGCAGGUGAAACGGCGUAAAUGGAAAAUGGAGCUGAUUGACAAGCUGAUAAGACGCAGUACUGCACAGCCCAUUCCUCUUCCUCUUGAUCCCCAUGAGCUGAAUAACCUAGAGUACAGAAGGGUGACAGUACGUGGACAGUUCGACCACUCACAGGAGCUGUAUAUUGUACCCCGCUCACCAGUUGACCCAGAGAAAGAGGCCAGAGUGGCAGGAAGCCUGUCUUCAAGUGGAGAUAGCGGUGCUAAUGUCAUCACCCCAUUCUACUGUACUGACCUCGGGAUCACAAUCCUGGUGAACAGGGGAUACGUCCCAAGACAGAAAAUAAAUCCAGCGACCAGGAUGAAAGGACAGGUGGAUGGGGAGGUGGAAGUGGUCGGGGUGGUCAGGCUGACAGAGACACGCAAACCCUUUGUGCCGAACAAUGAUGUUGAGAGAAACCGGUGGCAUUACCGUGACCUGGAGGCCAUGUCCCGUGUCACCGGAGCUGAGCCCAUCUUCAUUGAUGCUGACUUCAGGAGCACCAUUCCUGGUGGCCCAAUAGGUGGACAAACCAGAGUCACACUGAGAAAUGAACACAUGCAGUACAUCAUUACGUGGUAUAGCUUGAGUGCAGCUACCUCCUACAUGUGGUAUUCCAAAUUCAUCAGGAAGAUUAAAGUGUAACAUGAUUAUACUGCAAUGAAGCUGUUGUAUGACACAUGGAUACUUAAAAAUGCUGCAUUAUAAACCCCUGAUGUAGUGGAGCUACAUCAGUUUUAGCCUUCUGCAUAUAUUCACUGACAUACACAUAACUGGAUUAUUCUUCUGAAAUGUGCAAAUAAAUUAAACUCUUGCAUUCUUUA
Molecule: messenger RNA, 1201 nt
Organism: Monopterus albus (swamp eel)
Lineage: Eukaryota; Metazoa; Chordata; Actinopteri; Synbranchiformes; Synbranchidae
Gene: surf1
Product: SURF1 cytochrome c oxidase assembly factor
Exons: 9
Coding region: 105-1022 (305 amino acids)
Biological process (GO): mitochondrial respiratory chain complex IV assembly
Cellular component (GO): membrane; mitochondrion
Source: RefSeq, a predicted model, not a curated record